GAUCCCCUCUUUAAAACACUUCCUUUCGAUUCUUUCGAUCACAACAAAAAAAAAAACUUCGAUCUUUCUUCACAUAAUGGGAAACUACGUUUCUUCCACACUAAGCAAAACGUCGUCGUCUUCUUCUUCAUCAUCGGCGGCGAGAGUGAUUCUCCCGGACGGUGAAGUGCGUCACAUUCACGCGCCGACUAAAGCCGCAGAGCUAAUGAUGGAGAUUCCGAGCUUCUUCCUCGUUGACGCCAAGUCGUUGAAACUCGGCCGGAAAUUUAGCCCUUUAGCCGCCGAUGAUGAUCUUCAAAUCAGAGGCUGCCACGUCUACGUCGCUUUCCCUAUGACGCGUGCCACCUCAGCAGCUAACGCUUCGGAUAUGGCUCGGUUAUUCGUAGCCGCCAAGAAACAACAGCGCCGCCGUGUCGGAAAUCAUUCCUCCGGCGCCGGAACAGCUGUGAAACAUUGUCAUAACGGGAAGGUUUCGCCGGACGGGGAAGAAGAUGACGUCAGAAUGAUGAUAUCGGCGGGAUCGAAGCUGAAUUAGAAGAGAUUGAAGAGUUUUCGGCGGCGGAGUUUAUGCAUAGAAUCUCGAUUUCGAAAUCUAAGAAGCCAAAGUUAGAAACCAUAGCUGAAGAAUCUUUGUCUUAACGCAUACAAAAUCAAACAAACAUGGAAUUUUUUUUGUUUUUUUUUCUCUUUUUCAAACGUCGCUAUUUUUUUUUCUUUUAUCCUCGCUGCGCAAGUGGUUUCUCUUUUGUGGUAUUAAUGAACAGAAAGAGACAUUAGUCGAGAAUGAACAUAUUAUCUUUUCAUUUUUUUUUUGUCCAUUUUUUUAUGAUGAAAACUCAAAUUAUAUAAAUGAUGGAUUGAUGAUUUAUGCU
Molecule: messenger RNA, 872 nt
Organism: Eutrema salsugineum
Lineage: Eukaryota; Viridiplantae; Streptophyta; Magnoliopsida; Brassicales; Brassicaceae
Exons: 1
Coding region: 77-535 (152 amino acids)
Source: RefSeq, a predicted model, not a curated record